Puma concolor (puma) is the source of this 3500-nucleotide messenger RNA. It is a transcript of the gene XPO4, whose product is annotated as exportin 4. The record is from RefSeq and is a predicted model, not a curated record. NCBI's taxonomy places the organism in Eukaryota, Metazoa, Chordata, Mammalia, Carnivora, Felidae. Gene Ontology annotation, cellular component: cytoplasm; nuclear pore. Gene Ontology annotation, biological process: protein export from nucleus. Gene Ontology annotation, molecular function: nuclear export signal receptor activity.
AUGAUGGCGGCGGCGCUGGGGCCCCCAGAAGUGAUCGCUCAGCUGGAGAACGCGGCCAAAGUUCUGAUGGCGCCACCUUCCAUGGUUAAUAACGAACAACGCCAGCAUGCAGAGCACAUAUUCUUAUCGUUUAGGAAAUCAAAGUCACCAUUUGCAGUUUGCAAGCAUAUUUUGGAAACAAGUAAAGUGGACUAUGUCCUCUUUCAAGCUGCCACAGCCAUAAUGGAAGCAGUUGUCCGAGAGUGGAUUCUCUUGGAAAAAGGUAGCAUCGAGUCACUGCGAACAUUCCUUUUAACCUAUGUCUUACAAAGGCCUAACCUCCAAAAGUAUGUUCGGGAACAGAUUCUGUUAGCAGUAGCAGUAAUUGUAAAACGAGGAUCCUUAGAUAAAUCAAUUGACUGCAAAAGCAUUUUUCACGAAGUCAGCCAGUUGAUAAGUAGUGGCAAUCCCACUGUGCAAACUUUGGCCUGUUCUAUUCUAACUGCACUAUUGAGCGAAUUCUCAAGUUCAAGUAAAACUAGCAACAUUGGACUCAGUAUGGAAUUCCAUGGCAACUGCAAAAGAGUUUUUCAGGAAGAAGACCUUCGUCAGAUCUUCAUGCUAACAGUUGAAGUUCUUCAGGAAUUCAGCAGGCGGGAAAACCUCAAUGCUCAGAUGUCUUCGGUAUUUCAGCGUUACCUUGCCCUCGCCAAUCAAGUCUUGAGCUGGAACUUUCUUCCUCCAAAUUUGGGCAGACAUUAUAUAGCUAUGUUUGAAUCUUCGCAAAAUGUGCUGUUGAAGCCAACAGAGUCCUGGCGGGAGACUCUUCUGGACAGCAGAGUUAUGGAGCUGUUUUUCACAGUACAUCGAAAAAUCAGAGAAGAUUCAGAUAUGGCACAAGAUUCUCUUCAGUGCCUUGCCCAGUUAGCUUCUCUUCAUGGACCCAUCUUCCCCGAUGAAGGCUCACAAGUUGAUUAUCUAGCACACUUCAUUGAGGGAUUACUGAAUACUAUCAAUGGAAUUGAAAUAGAAGAUUCAGAAGCUGUGGGAAUCUCCAGCAUUAUCAGCAACCUGAUAACUGUGUUCCCUCGAAAUGUUUUAACUGCCAUUCCAAAUGAACUUUUCUCGUCCUUUGUUAACUGUCUCACACACCUCACUUGUUCUUUUGGGCGAAGUGCUGCAUUGGAAGAAGUGCUUGAUAAAGAUGACAUGGUGUACAUGGAAGCCUAUGACAAAUUGCUGGAAUCCUGGCUAACUUUGGUCCAAGACGACAAACAUUUCCACAAAGGCUUUUUUACCCAACAUGCAGUUCAAGUUUUCAAUUCCUAUAUUCAGUGCCACCUCGCUGCUCCAGAUGGCACGAGGAAUUUGACUGCCAAUGGUGUGGCCUCUCGUGAGGAAGAAGAAAUAAGUGAACUUCAAGAGGAUGAUCGAGACCAGUUUUCAGAUCAACUAGCCAGUGUAGGAAUGCUAGGAAGGAUUGCUGCAGAACACUGUAUACCUCUUCUGACAAGCCUAUUAGAAGAAAGAGUAACGAGGCUCCACGGUCAGUUACAGCGGCAUCAGCAGCAGUUACUUGCUUCACCUGGUUCGAGCACUCUAGACAACAAAAUGCUUGAUGAUCUGUAUGAAGAUAUUCACUGGCUUAUUUUAGUUACAGGCUACCUCUUAGCUGAUGAUACUCAGGGAGAGACUCCGCUAAUACCUCCAGAAAUAAUGGAAUAUUCCAUUAAGCAUUCAUCUGAAGUUGACAUUAAUACAACACUUCAAAUUUUGGGAUCUCCAGGAGAAAAGGCUUCUUCCAUCCCAGGGUACAACAGAACAGAUUCUGUGAUUAGGCUAUUAUCUGCUGUUCUCAGAGUUUCAGAGGUUGAAUCUCGAGCAAUAAGAGCAGACCUCACUCACCUCCUAAGCCCUCAAAUGGGCAAAGACAUUGUUUGGUUCCUAAAACGCUGGGCAAAGACUUACCUCCUGGUGGAUGAGAAGCUAUACGAUCAGAUAAGUCUGCCAUUCAGUACAGCAUUUGGAGCAGAUACAGAAGGUUCUCAGUGGAUUAUUGGCUACCUCUUACAAAAAGUCAUCAGUAACCUCUCAGUGUGGAGUAGUGAGCAGGACCUUGCAAAUGACACUGUGCAGCUCCUUGUCACUUUGGUGGAAAGAAGAGAAAGAGCAAACUUAGUGAUUCAGUGUGAAAACUGGUGGAACUUAGCCAAGCAGUUUGCAAGUCGAAGCCCACCUCUGAACUUCCUGUCAAGUCCCGUGCAGAGGACACUGAUGAAGGCUCUUGUCUUGGGUGGUUUUGCACAUAUGGACACAGAAACCAAACAGCAGUAUUGGACAGAGGUCCUUCAGCCACUUCAGCAGCGAUUCUUAAGAGUGAUAAAUCAAGAAAACUUUCAGCAGAUGUGCCAGCAGGAGGAAGUCAAGCAGGAGAUCACGGCCACGUUGGAGGCCCUGUGUGGCAUUGCGGAGGCUACCCAGAUUGACAACGUAGCAAUUCUUUUUAAUUUUUUGAUGGACUUCCUUACCAAUUGCAUUGGAUUGAUGGAAGUUUACAAAAAUACCCCAGAGACCGUCAAUCUCAUAAUAGAAGUUUUUGUGGAAGUUGCACAUAAACAGAUAUGCUAUCUUGGAGAGUCCAAAGCUAUGAACCUGUAUGAAGCCUGCCUUACUUUGCUGCAAGUAUAUUCUAAGAAUAACUUGGGGCGGCAAAGAAUAGAUGUUACAGCAGAGGAAGAACAGUACCAAGACCUGCUUCUCAUCAUGGAACUUCUCACUAACCUUCUGUCAAAAGAAUUCAUAGAUUUUAGCGAUACAGAUGAGGUGUUCAGAGGACAUGAGCCAGGGCAGGCGGCAAACAGGUCUGUGUCCGCGGCUGAUGUUGUUCUGUAUGGAGUGAACCUCAUUCUGCCCCUGAUGUCACAAGAUCUUUUGAAGUUUCCAACCCUUUGCAAUCAGUACUACAAAUUAAUCACAUUUAUCUGUGAGAUUUUUCCUGAAAAAAUACCACAGCUUCCUGAAGAUCUUUUUAAAAGUCUGAUGUACUCUCUAGAACUAGGCAUGACAUCAAUGAGUUCGGAAGUUUGCCAGCUUUGCCUGGAAGCUUUGACGCCAUUAGCUGAGCAGUGUGCAAAAGCACAGGAAACAGAUUCACCACUUUUUCUAGCAACACGGCACUUUCUAAAGCUGGUUUUUGAUAUGCUGGUUUUGCAAAAGCACAACACAGAGAUGACCACUGCAGCCGGUGAAGCUUUCUACACGUUGGUGUGCUUGCAUCAGGCUGAAUAUUCCGAGUUGGUUGAAACAUUACUGUCAAGUCAGCAAGACCCGGUUAUUUACCAGAGAUUAGCAGAUGCCUUCAACAAGCUCACCGCAAGCAGCACUCCUCCGACGCUGGACCGGAAGCAGAAGAUGGCCUUCCUAAAGAGUUUAGAAGAGUUUAUGGCAAAUGUUGGUGGCCUCCUUUGUGUAAAAUAAACAACAAAACUUUAUGCUUAAUUUAGAUCCUUUCUGCAAAGUGC